This is a messenger RNA of Pseudovirgaria hyperparasitica, 675 nucleotides long. RefSeq names its product DnaJ-domain-containing protein. Lineage: Eukaryota; Fungi; Ascomycota; Dothideomycetes; Acrospermales; Acrospermaceae. The record is from RefSeq and is a predicted model, not a curated record. The transcript has 3 exons. The coding region runs from base 1 to 675 and encodes 224 amino acids.
AUGCCUACUGAUGACAAUGAUGAGCUCGAAGGCCUUGAAAGAGAAGCCAAGGAAUUCGAUAAGGAUGCAGAAAUCGAUCGUAUUCUCAACGCAUUCAAGCUCGAUGCAUACGCUGUUCUAGGUCUGCAACCGGGAAUGCCGGAGUCCGACAUCAAGAAGGUCUAUCGCUCCAAGUCCCUUUUGAUCCAUCCAGACAAGACGAAGAACCCCCGAGCUCCCGAUGCGUUCGACCGAUUGAAAAAGGCCUCGACGGAACUUUCCGACGAGAAGCAUCGGACGCAACUUGACGAGGCCAUCGCCGACGCACGUAUGCUCCUAAUGCGCGAGAAGAAGUGGGACAAAGACAACGAGGAGCUAAAGAGUGAAGAGUUUGCGCGUGAAUGGCGCGACAAGACCCGUGAGGUGCUGAUCGACGCAGAACUGCGCAGGCGCAAGCAGCUUAAGGCGCAAAUGCAAGAGGAAGGUCGUGCGCAAAAGAAAGAAGACGAGGAGUUGGCAGAGCGCAAAAGAAAGCGAGACCAUGACCAAGCUUGGGAGGCCAGUCGUGAGAAGAGAAUUGACAGUUGGCGGGAUUUCAACAAGAAGGGCAAGCAAAACACUCCUGCGAAGGGCACUCCUGCAGCUGGCGGGGAUGGUGGGGCUAAGAAGAAGAAGAAACUGAAAACACUUGGAUGA